Molecule: messenger RNA, 2570 nt
Organism: Osmia lignaria (orchard mason bee)
Lineage: Eukaryota; Metazoa; Arthropoda; Insecta; Hymenoptera; Megachilidae
Source: RefSeq, a predicted model, not a curated record
AUUAACGGCUCGUAAUCGUAAGCUUAGUAUCCCAGGGGACGGGGUAGGAGGUUCUCACAGUGCACUAUGGAUUCAUAAACAGAGACGUAAUGUGAUGGAAUUGACAGGUUAAGGGAUAAUAAGCCGGUUGCCACUGGGUGUGUCACUGUCGGUUUUAUUGGUUUAUAGUCUAUAAGAAGGAAGUGUUGCAUUCUGACCUGAGCGAGGAUAAAAGUGCAGUGAUUAACGCCAGCGUAAUUACGGUUGUGCGUCUCAACAAGGAAAUCGGCAGCUCGAAGUAGCAGUUAACCGGUUCUGUGAUUCAAACAAUACCAUUUUGGAGAACAAUAAAAGGCAUUCAGUGCACCGUGAGUGCAAAAUGUAUAGAAUUAUACUGAAAGGUUUAUAUUAUACAACAUGAUUGGAGAAGUUUUCAAGCAAUUUACUAAGACAAAGUAGAAAAAACGCGCGCUGAAUCAGCUGAAAUCACCACGCGGGAGAUACCUAUGUUAAAAUAGCUGAAUUCAAAUUCUGAAACAAUGUCCGAUAUCAAAAGUAUUUUAUCACUAUUAUGUCAGCAUUUAAAUUCAUCGAUCAAUGUCGUAAUGAAACCUGAAUAUUUUAGAUUGACAAAAUUUGAUGGUACAGCCGAAAAUAUCACCGAGGAAUUCUGGAAAACAUUAAAUACUUUAAGUUAUCAUGCCGUGAGAGAAAAGCAAAUCGAAAUUGAUUUUCAACAGUAUGGUAUUAUUUGGGGAACAAAAUUGUAUUUUGCAUAUUUACAGUAUCCAGCCAUAGAGUUUUAUGCUUUAAACAGAGACAGUAAAAAUAACAGACAAUUAUUAUUAGCAUUCGCGUGGCUUCUUGGAACACAAAAUGUUCUAAAUGUUAUUAUUAGAAUAAAUUUAUCCAAUAGUGUACUGGGAAAAGAGUGUGCAUAUCCAAAUAACUCAGAAAAAAAAGAAACAGAGUGCAAUGUACCAGAGUCAUUGAUUGCACAAAUAAAUAAUGUAUUAUACUUAAAUGGUAAAGUAAAUUACAAUCUAAAAGAGAUAUCUGAGCUAAUUUCUGAAAAAGCUAAGCUAGUAAGCAAAGCUCAUGCUGCAAGUAUUAAUGUCAGUGGUUUACCACAUCUCAGUGUAUCAGAAUUAGCAUUAAUAAAACGUAUAUCAACAAUUAAUAAGAAGGCACCUUCUAAUGAGGAUAAAAGAUAUUUAAAGAAUUUAAACAUUAUUGGUGGUUUGUUAGAUACACACAUGAAAUGGUUAAAGAAAGAACACAUGUUUUUUGAAUGGAUGGUGACCGUAGUUGAAGAACACAAUAAAUCUCUAACUUUCAGUUUAGAUGACAUUAAUUGGAAUGAAAUUUCAAAAUUCAUUUCUUUAUUACAUUAUAUAACACAAGAAAGAUUUGAAAGUUCAUCUUCCAAAAAUGAAUCUGAGGCUUCUCAAACUUGUCCUUCUACAUGUGUAUCACGUUUAUUAAAAGUUCAAGACAGUAAUAAAGAAAUGGAAAAUUGGUUAACAGACAUUUCUGCUGAAGUAAACAAAGAUAUAGAAGAUCUGUCUAAGAGAAAGGAAGAACUGUCUAAGGAAUUGAAAGAUAUUUUGAAAUCAAUACCUUCUUCUAUUCAAGUUUGAUUUGCAUACAAAAAUAAAAAAAAUAAUUUUUAACAAAAAAAAAAUCCGACUUCGAAAUGCACUAAAAAGUGUAAAAUAAUUUCUAUUUCAUUUAUACCAAUAUUCCAUACCCCCGCAGGCGCCGGGCGACGCCAGCCGCUACUCCUCUCUCUGUAAUGUAAAAUUGAAAUUAUUAGAUAUGUAUUCUUUAAAAUUUGCCCUAAUAUUGAACAACAGAGAUGUUCUGAUAAGGGCAAUAUUGUAUUCCUCUGUACGAGGCAAUAAUUCAUACUAUAAAAAAGAAUCUGUGAUACAUACUUCGCGGUGGCUUCGCCUCGUCCUUUGUCGCAGGCUUUCACUAGCAGUCCUUGGAUCAUCUAGUUGCAGCAGUCAUUUGAUCAAUAACACCAAAUGAUGAGAUGAAAACAUUCAAAAUUGUCACCAGAAAUAUACCAAUUACAGUGUAAUUGUUGGCUGUUACAGCUUUGCACAUUUCACUGUCGUUCUUCACAUUAUACCUGCUGUUCCAAAUCAGUCCUAUACCCACAGUAAUCUGCAGGAACAAGCUGGCACCUAUCAUAACUAGGGAUGGAUAAUAAUAUGAGUGCCCGCCGUCAGUUUGAAGAACAUAGCGCAAUUGAUUCGCAUUGGCCGACACGAGAGCCAAAUCCAUCAUCCCUUGGGCAACUGUUUUCUUAUACUGAUAGAGAUUCACGUCAGGUGCCAUUGAAACAGGUGGCAGCGGAAAGAAUGGAUUUCUGCCGUCUGAAUCACAGUUAACAUUAAAUUAAUAAAACAAGAGAACGGCAAUUAUAUAUUGUUGAAGCUCGUGGACGAAUUCCAAGAUUAAGUCUUUGUAUCAGCCCGUUUCCCCUAAAGAAUACUGUGUUUAUUAUACUCGGAAGGAAACGGGAACGGAUCAAAUUUGUAAUCCUGGGUAGAGCGUUAUUAAAGAGAUUCAUUGUCAGUGUA